ACUGGUUCGCAAAUCAAGUGUCGUUUGGAUCGUAGCGCGCACGUACCAAAUAACAAAAACAAAAACACAUAAAGAAACUGAAACUUAAGCAGAGAGAGAGAAAAAAAAACACAUCGCAAGUCUGUCAACGGUCGUCAAGGCGUUAAGUCGACGUCGCGCUGUGCCGUGUUGUUUAUAUAUGCUAGCGACAUUUAUGUUGUUUAGUACAGACGAGCGUUAACAAAAGGGCAGCACACCGUUAGCCAAGCAAGAAAGAGAACAAAGCAAAAUGUACAAACAUGUCGUUAAGCAGCAAGAGCAGCGAUUGCAUCUGCUGCUGAUGCUGCUGUUGGGUCUCAUCUUUGGCGGCUGCAUCUCGCGUCUGCUGCAGCUGGCACGGCGCGAAUUCUCCAGCAAUGGCAGCGCCUCAACUGAUGCCAGCAGCAACGGACAGACUGCACAUACCCUGUACCGCUGGAGGAUGCCCUCCGAUCACAAUGGGAGCCAGCGGAUACUCUGCAUGGUGACGGUGCGACCGGUGGGUAAGAAGCGACAGGUGCACAUUGAGAACACCUGGGGCAAGCGAUGCCACAAGCUGCUCAUCCUAAAUGGCAACAAGAAUCAGCAACCCAACAACAGCAGCCGCAGCAGCAGCACCACCAGGUGGAGCAGCAGCAGUAUCUCUUGGGGUCGCACUCGGGAAUAUCUGCAUCAUGUCUAUACGCAUUAUCAUGGGCAAUACGACUGGUUCCUCAUGGUGACCGAUGAAACCUAUGUGAUCAUGGAGAAUCUGCAACAUUUGCUGAUCGACUACUCGCCCGAACUCCCCAUCUACUUUGACAGCUUUACUUAUACGCAAAAGGAAAAUCAUACGAGAGGUGGCUCAGGUGGGAAUUUGUUUAGCAGAGAGGCGCUGCAUCGAUUUGUGACUCUGGGCCAUGGUAAUAGCACCAUUUGCAGCAGUCACAAUUAUGGCCUUAAGCAUGUGGAGAUUGCGCGCUGCUUUCGAAAUGUGGGCGUGACUCUUGGCAGCAGCAGCGAUGCGCACGGACUGCCGCUGUUCGUGAACAAACUUGUGAAUAUUACACUCGGCUGCUGCUCAAAGUCGGCCAUAACAUUUAACUGUGUGACUAUUAAAUGUUUUUAUGUCAUGGAAUAUAUGGUUUAUAAACUACGUCCGUUUGGCUUGAGUUGAACGUAUGGAAAUUUCGGAAAUGGUCAUCUCAAGUAAAGGACUGCAUCAAACUAUGCCAAAGACAUAGCCUCAUUUAAAGUUGUCUGGAUUACAUUACAUAUAUAGUAUACACUGUGAAACUCCCUCUAGAAAUAGCUAAUAGAAUAUCUGUAAAAAUUGAUACAAGUAAACUCCAUUAGCUUUUCUUUUUGAAA
Molecule: messenger RNA, 1368 nt
Organism: Drosophila mojavensis
Lineage: Eukaryota; Metazoa; Arthropoda; Insecta; Diptera; Drosophilidae
Product: glycoprotein-N-acetylgalactosamine 3-beta-galactosyltransferase 1
Exons: 5
Coding region: 269-1174 (301 amino acids)
Cellular component (GO): membrane
Molecular function (GO): N-acetylgalactosaminide beta-1,3-galactosyltransferase activity
Source: RefSeq, a predicted model, not a curated record